AUGAGUUGCCAGAUCUCCUGCAAGUCCCGGAGAGGAGGAGGCGGAGGAGGAGGCGGUGGAUUCAGGGGCUUCAGUAGUGGCUCAGCUGUGGUCUCUGGAGGGAGCCGGAGAUCGACUACCGGCUUCUCCUGCCUGAGCCGCCACGGUGGUGGCAGAGGAGGCUCUGGUGGAGGUGGCUUUGGCAGUCAGAGUCUUGUUGGUCUUGGAGGGUACAAGAGCAUCUCUAGUAGCGUGGCUGGCUACGGUGGUGGAUUUGGUGGGAGAAGCUACGGUGGCUUCGGAGGCAGCAGCGGCUUCGGAGGCAGCGGUGGCUUCGGAGGUGGCUCUGGCUUUGGAGGAGGCCGAGGAUUUGGAGGUGGUAGCGGUUUCGGAGGCGGCAGCGGCUUUGGAGGUGGCAGCGGCUUCGGAGGCGGUGGAUUUGGCGGAGGACGCUUUGGAGGUGGCCCUGGAGGUUUUGGGGGCCCUGGAGGAUUCCCCGGUGGAGGCAUCCAUGAAGUGUCUGUCAAUCAGAGCCUCUUGCAGCCUCUUGAUGUUAAAGUGGACCCAGAGAUUCAGAACGUGAAGUCUCAGGAACGGGAGCAGAUCAAAACCCUCAACAACAAAUUUGCCUCUUUCAUUGACACGGUGCGAUUCCUGGAGCAGCAGAACCAGGUGUUGCACACCAAAUGGGAGCUGCUGCAGCAGCUGGAUGUAGGCACCCGUACCACCAACCUGGACCCCGUCUUCCAGGCCUACAUUGGCAUACUCAAGAAGCAGGUGGACAGGCUAACUGCGGAAAGGAACUCACAGGAUUCAGAGCUGAACAACAUGCAGGAUCUCGUGGAAGACUUUAAGAAGAAGUACGAGGACGAGAUCAACAAGCGCACGUCUGCGGAGAAUGAUUUCGUGACCAUCAAAAAGGACGUGGACAGUUGCUACAUGGACAAGACAGAGCUGCAGGCCAAGAUGGAGAUACUGACACAGGAAGUCGAUUUCCUGAGAACACUCUACGACACGGAACUGUCCCAGCUACAGCAGAAUGUCACCGACACCAAUGUCAUCCUGUCCAUGGACAACAACCGGAACCUUGACCUGGACAGCAUCAUUGCUGAAGUUCAGAGCCAAUACGAGAUCAUCGCCCACAAGAGCAAGGCUGAGUCAGAGGAGCUGUACCACAGCAAGUAUGAAGAACUCCAGGUCACUGCUGUGAAACACGGGGACAGCUUGAAAGAGAUCAAGAUGGAGAUCAGUGAGUUGAACCGAACAAUCCAGAGGCUGCAAGGGGAGAUAUCACAUGUGAAGAAGCAGUGUAAGGGUGUACAAGACUCCAUUGCAGAUGCAGAGCAGCGUGGGGAGCACGCCAUCAAAGAUGCCAGGGGCAAGCUCACUGACCUGGAGGAGGCCCUGCAGCAGGGCCGAGAGAACCUGGCUCGGCUGCUGCGGGACUACCAGGAGCUCAUGAACACCAAGCUGGCCCUGGAUGUGGAGAUCGCCACCUACAGGAAGCUGCUGGAGGGGGAGGAGUGCAGGAUGUCUGGAGACUUCAGCGACAAUGUGUCUGUCUCCGUGACAAGCAGCACCAUCUCCUCAUCUGUGGCAUCUAAGGCUGGCUUUGGCUCCGGAGGUCAAAGUUCAGGAGGGAGAGGGUCUUACGGAGGAAGAGGAGGAGGAAGCACCUAUGGCUCUGGAGGCAGAAGCUCUGGUGUCAGAGGAUCUGGAUCAGGAUCCGGAGGAGGCGGAUACAGUUCUGGAGGAGGCUCCAGGGGAGGAUCUGGAGGAGGAGGAUACAGCACUGGAGGAGGUUCUAGAGGAGGCUCCAGCUCUGGAGGGGGAGGAUACAGCUCUGGAGGGGGCUCUAGAGGUGACUCCAGCUCUGGAGGAGGCUCCAGGGGAGGAUCUGGAGGAGGCUCCAGGGGAGGAUCUGGAGGAGGAGGAUACGGCUCUGGAGGAGGCUCUAGAGGAGGCUCCAGCUCUGGAGGGGCAGUGUCCGGCUCUGAAAGGGGUGGUUCUGGGUCCGGGGAAGGUUGCAGCUCCGGCGUGACCUUCUCCUUUAGAUAGAAAUGGGUCCUCUCUCUACUCUUUGAUUUCCAGAAUGUCAGCUGUGUCUCUAACUCAGAUCAACCCCAAUAUCUGUAAUCCACCAAUGAUGUCAUUUUCUUUUUCUUUUCGAGAGGGGGUGAUAAAAGAUCUCUCCUAACAGUUGAGUCAGAGAUACUCACUGUGUUCUGGGCAAGAAUCUGCAUUGUCCAAGUGCGUCUUCAACCGCGUCCCGUUCCUGGUCUCUCGCAUUGUCCGCCUGGCAGUCCCUCCCCGAUAGUGGUGUCCUGAGGACCCCAGGGUAGCCUCCCUAUUCCACCCCCCAACAGUGGUCUAGGGAACUAUGCUUUUUUGUACAUAGCCUCUUGAAUGGACUCUGCUUUCUGAGUGCUGGGGUCUGGGUCUCUGCAUAAUAAACUUCAUUUGCAAUUGA
Molecule: messenger RNA, 2449 nt
Organism: Rattus rattus (black rat)
Lineage: Eukaryota; Metazoa; Chordata; Mammalia; Rodentia; Muridae
Gene: Krt2
Product: keratin 2
Exons: 9
Coding region: 1-2037 (678 amino acids)
Biological process (GO): intermediate filament organization; keratinization
Cellular component (GO): keratin filament
Molecular function (GO): structural constituent of skin epidermis
Source: RefSeq, a predicted model, not a curated record